CGCGCGCAUCACCUGUGGUGCGGUCAGAAGGCUGGCCACAACACCAGAGAAAAAGUUGUACUUACCGAUGGCUGUCAUCGCUUUUUCUGACAGAUGUUUUUGCGUGAUCUAUCACACGAGCUCCGUCGUUUCCGAACAGAUUCCGCCGAUAGUCUCACCUUUAGACCUUUUCUGAACUCAAUAUUGUCGCGAUAGUAGGGAGACAGAUUCUAACCGAGUGUGCUCGCUUUUAAGUUUAAAGGGUGCGUCAUUGGAAUUCCAAGGAUCACGAUUACGCGAGAGAAGAUCGUGUUAAAAAGGGGGCUGAAAGAAUAAAACAGGGGAAUAUUAAAGAAGUGCGAGAAGAGAUCACGUGAAAUAAAGAGUGUGACUGAGGAACAAAGGGUAUGGCGAAGACGUAUGAUUAUUUGUUCAAGUUGUUGCUGAUUGGUGACUCAGGGGUCGGCAAGACGUGCGUCCUCUUCAGGUUCUCCGAGGAUGCUUUCAACACGACCUUCAUCUCGACCAUUGGAAUUGAUUUUAAAAUAAGAACCAUAGAAUUAGAUGGCAAGAAAAUAAAAUUACAAAUAUGGGAUACAGCAGGCCAAGAAAGGUUUCGUACAAUAACCACAGCAUAUUAUCGUGGUGCAAUGGGUAUAAUGCUAGUUUAUGAUGUAACCAACGAGAAAAGUUUUGAGAACAUAAAGAACUGGAUUAGGAACAUAGAAGAAAAUGCCUCUGCGGAUGUUGAAAAGAUGUUAUUGGGCAAUAAGUGUGAGCUCACAGAAAAACGGCAAGUUUCAAAGGAACGAGGGGAACAACUUGCUGUUGAAUAUGGAAUAAAAUUUAUGGAAACCUCUGCUAAAUCUAGCAUUAAUGUUGAAGAGGCAUUUUAUACCCUUGCACGAGAUAUCAAGGCUAAAAUGGAAAAGAAACUGAAGGAGGCAUCAAAUCCACCGAAAGGAGGAGGACAUCAAUUGAAAGCAUCCGAGCCACAAAGGAAGCCACCAAGUUGGCUUGCACGAUGCACUAUACUCUGACCCAUCAGCCGGCAUAUCCUCGACCGUCACCAACUACUCUUUACCUUCGGUCUCCUUCGCUCGCUGCACGUCGCGAGUACUUCUGUGAUUUUACUCCUUGACGGCCACCUUCGUUUCCCUCCGUCGCUGCCGGUCUCUCUUUUUUACUGAUUACUCAUAGGAGCUCUUUUUAUCCUGGAGGAGAAACUGCCUUUCCCCUCAUCCUUUCCGAAAAGAAAUUAAAAGAACAAAAAAAGUAAAAAAAAAAGAAAAAAGAAACAAAAAAGGAGAAGAAGAAGAAAAAAGGCACGUUCAAAAGAGAAUUUCCCGAAGGAAACGAAUCGCGAAUUGUGAUAAUUUUUGAUAAUUUUUUAACGACGCUCGAAUACCACCUCGUAAGUCACAUCGUUUCUACUUGUCACGUUUCAUAACGAAAUAUUAGGAGUGCAAUUGAUCGAGCAGUCUUUAGAAUGCUUACGCCGUGUAAAAUUGAUAUGCUGUCGAAGAAGGAUAAUCUUAACUUCUCGACCAGUCAAUGAGCAAUCUAGAAAAUAAAUCAAUUUUUAGAAUUGCGCGUCGUAAAUAACGUGCAAUUCUGCUUUUCGUUUAUCGUGCGAUUCAUUUACAUACGUUGUAAGCUUUGCUAUAAAUGAGGAUAAUAACGACGAUAAGCUGGAAGUUGGCCACCCGUAGAAACAAUAAUAAAUCGUUAAUUUGUUUUUAACGCGUUAACUUAUAGUGGCUCAUGAAAGUAUUCUAAUAAUUACCGCAGAACUAUUUUGUGAAUAUAUUACGUGUAAUGUACGAAACUUUUUGAAAUUUUGUUUCCACUGUAAUGAGACACGAUUAUCGUGAUUAUUAUGAUAAAAUUUGAAAUCGAUUCGAAAGUGUAUAUAGAAAUUUCAAGAUAUUUAUUGCAAAUAUACAGUUAGUGAAAAAUUAGUACACAGCAUGAAUAGUCAUCUUAAACGUAAGUAAAUGAUAAAGACGAUCUCUCUGAACAUAGAGAAUUAUUAAUAUAAUGCAUAAUUGACUGUUUAAAUACUUUUGUGACCUCUAUAAAAUAUAUGCUCCUACCAUCUUAUAGCUUCUAUGUACAUUUGCAAAUUUUUUCUUUAUCAAUAUAAUCGUGCUAUUUAGGUUUCAUUACAGUACUAAUAAAAUUUCAAGAUGUUUCCUAUAACACAUAAUAUAUCCAUAAAAGGUUUUUGUAAAUAUCUGAAUAUUUUUAUGAGCUACUGUAUAUUUUGAAAAUCUCUGUUCUCGUUUAAACGACCGUUCGAUAUUCAGCAAUUUUGCUUCUAUUGUAUUAAAAUUCGGCUAUGUUAAAUGAAUGCAGAUAAAUAUGAAAAAUAUAAGAUGUUUUUAUAUUUUUAUGUUCAAAUGCUAUGCAUACGAAGUUUCUCCUCCACGUUUUAAUUAAUCAAGGGGUACGAUUUUUUAACACAUAUUUUUUGCAUUCGCUUUAUUUAAAUGAGUGAAAAAAAGAGAAACAAAAGGAAGUAAACAAGAAAGAGAAAAUAAAAGGAAGAAAUUUCUCUCCGGCCAACGCAUGAGAAAUCUCUUCUUUUUUUGAAAAGCAUUUCGAAGCUAUUUCUUUAUAAGACAUUGUAAAAGCAAGACAAAAAAGAAGGGAGAUGCGAAUAGGUGAACAAUGGGCGGUCAUUUUUUAUAUAUAAAUAUAAAUAUUUAUAUAGAUAUAUAUAUACAUGCAUAUAUAUCUAUAUACACAUCGUCAAGUUAGCUUUUUCACCGGAUCGAAGAAGAAUUCCUCAUUUUAUUAAUUCAAUAAUUAGCGCAAAUUCAGAACUCGAAAAAGAAAGAAAAUAAGACGAGAAGGCUUUUUCAAUAUUUUUGAUUUAAACUCUUUUUAUUCCUCCCUUUUUCUCUGUUGUUAAAGAAAUAAUAAAAAGGAAAACAAGAAAAAAAUGGAUAAAAGAAGUAAUACAAAAAAGAUGGAUCACGGAUUUCGUCUUCGUUUGAAACGCUUGUUGUAAUAGUUUUCUUUUUCCAAAGAAACAGAGGGUUCUCUUUUUUUUUUGUUUCUUGUUUCCUAAGAACGAGAAAAAAGGGAUUCCAAUCUGUUUCCACUUAUAUACUUAAAAUAUACGAUUAUUAUAAUACAUUUUAUAUUAAUCCUA
This is a messenger RNA of Bombus impatiens (common eastern bumble bee), 3139 nucleotides long. It is a transcript of the gene Rab8, whose product is annotated as ras-related protein Rab-8A. The transcript is spliced from 5 exons. The record is from RefSeq and is a predicted model, not a curated record. Gene Ontology annotation, biological process: regulation of exocytosis; Golgi vesicle fusion to target membrane; cellular response to insulin stimulus. Lineage: Eukaryota; Metazoa; Arthropoda; Insecta; Hymenoptera; Apidae. Gene Ontology annotation, molecular function: GTPase activity; GTP binding. Gene Ontology annotation, cellular component: plasma membrane; endosome; synaptic vesicle. The coding region runs from base 387 to 1019 and encodes 210 amino acids.